Callithrix jacchus (white-tufted-ear marmoset) is the source of this 5064-nucleotide messenger RNA. It is a transcript of the gene FCHO2, whose product is annotated as FCH and mu domain containing endocytic adaptor 2. Gene Ontology annotation, biological process: clathrin-dependent endocytosis; synaptic vesicle endocytosis; clathrin coat assembly. NCBI's taxonomy places the organism in Eukaryota, Metazoa, Chordata, Mammalia, Primates, Cebidae. The record is from RefSeq and is a predicted model, not a curated record. Gene Ontology annotation, cellular component: clathrin-coated pit; plasma membrane; cytoplasm.
GCCCUGGAAGGUACGGGCCAGUCUGGGAAGAAGGCGGCAGCAGCGGCGGCGGCGGCGGCGGCGACGAAAGGCGGGGGUGCGGUGGGGGCCGGGCCGUGUUUACACAGCGGCGGGCAGGCGCGGACGCGGAACCCGGCGCGGCGGCGGCACGAUGGUCAUGGCGUAUUUCGGCGAGAAUUUUUGGGGGGAAAAAAAUAGUGGCUUUGAUGUCCUCUACCAUAAUAUGAAACAUGGACAGAUAUCGACAAAAGAACUAGCAGAUUUUGUAAGAGAGCGAGCUACCAUAGAGGAGGCAUACUCCAGGUCAAUGACAAAACUAGCAAAAUCUGCAAGCAAUUAUUCCCAACUUGGAACGUUUGCACCAGUAUGGGAUGUAUUCAAAACAUCUACAGAGAAAUUAGCAAAUUGUCACUUGGAUCUUGUUAGAAAAUUACAAGAAUUAAUAAAGGAAGUUCAAAAGUAUGGAGAAGAUCAAGUAAAAUCUCAUAAAAAGACUAAAGAAGAAGUUGCAGGAACUCUGGAAGCUGUCCAAACCAUUCAGAGUAUAACUCAGGCCCUCCAGAAAUCCAAGGAAAAUUACAAUGCCAAGUGUGUAGAACAAGAGCGUUUGAAAAAGGAAGGAGCUACACAAAGAGAAAUAGAAAAGGCAGCUGUUAAAUCUAAGAAAGCUACAGAUACCUAUAAACUCUAUGUGGAAAAAUAUGCAUUAGCAAAAGCUGAUUUUGAACAGAAAAUGACAGAAACAGCUCAGAAAUUUCAAGAUAUUGAAGAAACUCAUCUCAUUCACAUAAAGGAAAUUAUAGGAUCCUUGUCAAAUGCUAUAAAGGAAAUUCAUUUGCAGAUAGGCCAGGUCCAUGAAGAAUUUAUAAAUAACAUGGCUAAUACUACAGUUGAAAGUUUGAUACAAAAAUUUGCUGAGUCAAAAGGCACUGGGAAGGAAAGACCUGGCCUCAUUGAAUUUGAAGAAUGUGACACUGCUAGUGCAGUUGAAGGUAUAAAACCAAGGAAAAGAAAGACUUUUGCUUUGCCAGGAAUCAUUAAAAAGGAAAAAGAUGCAGAAUCUGUGGAAUGCCCUGAUGCAGAUUCACUGAACAUUCCCGAUGUAGAUGAAGAAGGCUACAGUAUUAAACCAGAAACAAAUCAGAAUGAUACCAAAGAGAACCAUUUCUAUUCAUCUAGUGAUUCUGACUCUGAAGAUGAAGAACCAAAGAAGUAUCGGAUAGAAAUUAAGCCUAUCCAUCCAAAUAACUCACAUCAUGCAAUGGCUUCUUUGGAUGAAUUAAAAGUAUCUAUAGGGAAUAUAACACUCUCCCCAGCAAUAUCUCGGCACAGUCCAGUACAGAUGAAUCAGAAUUUGUCUAAUGAGGAGUUAACAAAAUCAAAGCCAUCUGCUCCACCCAAUGAAAAAGGAACCAGUGAUUUACUUGCUUGGGACCCCCUGUUUGGACCCUCUCUUGAUUCAUCAUCUUCAUCUUCACUAACUUCAUCAUCAUCAGCCAGGCCCACAACUCCUCUUUCUGUAGGCACCAUUGUCCCACCUCCGAGGCCUACUUCCAGACCAAAGCUUACUACAGGCAAACUCAGUGGGAUUAAUGAAAUACCCAGGCCAUUCAGCCCACCUGUAACUUCCAACACCAGCCCACCUCCUGCUGCACCCUUAGCCCGGGCAGAAAGUUCUUCUUCUAUCUCAUCAUCUGCUUCAUUGAGUGCUGCCAAUACUCCAACAGUAGAAGAUGAUAAUUUGAUUGGGACACUCUCUGAAAUUGAAAAGCACUGUGAGACGUCACCAGGUGUGUCACGGGGUCCCAGCCCUGUCAGCCUUGGAAAUCAGGACACCUUGCCUGUAGCAGUCGCCCUUACAGAAUCUGUUAAUGCCUACUUUAAAGGAGCAGAUCCCACCAAGUGUAUCGUGAAGAUCACUGGUGACAUGACAAUGUCAUUUCCAAGUGGAAUUAUUAAAGUCUUCACCAGCAAUCCCACUCCAGCUGUGUUGUGCUUCAGGUUGAAAAAUAUCAGCAGACUAGAGCAGAUUCUUCCAAAUGCACAGCUUGUGUUCAGUGAUCCAUCACAAUGUGAUUGCAACACAAAAGAUUUUUGGAUGAACAUGCAAGCUGUUACUGUCUACCUCAAGAAGCUGUCAGAGCAAAAUCCAGCUGCUUCUUAUUAUAAUAUAGAUGUAUUAAAGUAUCAGGUGUCAUCAAAUGGUAUUCAGUCCACUCCGCUGAAUCUUGCAACAUACUGGAAAUGUAGUGCUAACACCACAGAUGUUAGAGUAGAUUAUAAAUACAAUCCAGAAGCUAUGGUGGCACCUAGUGUGCUUUCUAACAUACAGGUGGUAGUACCAGUAGAUGGAGGAGUAACAAACAUGCAGUCCCUUCCCCCUGCAAUAUGGAAUGCAGAACAAAUGAAAGCCUUUUGGAAAUUAUCCAGUAUUUCAGAAAAAUCAGAAAAUGGAGGUUCUGGUUCCCUCCGAGCAAAAUUUGAUCUUUCAGAAGGCCCUAGUAAACCCACGACACUUGCAGUGCAAUUCCUCAGUGAGGGAAGUACCCUUUCAGGAGUAGAUUUCGAACUUGUAGGCACUGGCUAUAGGCUUUCCUUAAUAAAGAAGCGGUUUGCCACUGGACGAUACCUGGCGGAUUGUUGAUGGACCUGGGAAAGUGGUUUGGCUCCAGGGAGUACAAACCUGCCAUUCUGCAUUAUCUGUUCUUUCCAAACACUAUUUUAACUUGUAUGAUGUCUUUCAAACUUAGACAUAUUUGAGAGCUGACUACAAACGUUAAAUCGCACUUUUAAAGUGAGUCAUUUAAAGAAAUAGUACUGAAAUGAUUCUCUGUGUUGUAAAUGAUCAAUUGCAAUAUUCAGGAAGCACAUUUAUUCAGAUUCUCAGAAAAAAAAUGAAGUUUUUGUAGGCUUAACUUUUAAAUUAUUUCCAGUGUCUAUAUUGAAAAAAGGGGUUAUAGUGUAAUAUCAGGCCUAAAAUUUCAGGAGAGCAAGCACAAAGUAAUUUAGCUUUCCAUAAAUUUUUAGAGUUAGAGAUAACUUUGAAAUUUUGUAAGUUUGAUAUUCAGUGGAUACAAAUAGAACAUGAAUUCUCGUUUUGGGUAAUGUUAACUCAGAACACUCAAUCAAAUUGAGUUGUGCCAUAAGGUAAUCAGACCAGAGUUCAAGUUGUAUGCAAAAAAUCUAUAAUUUGAUUCUCAUAAACAUGUUAAUAAAGUACAAGUGAUGUUUUAUGUGAUUUAAAAAAAAUUCUCAAGUGCAAUGUGUUUUAAAAUAAGCUUGCAAAUGACAGCAGAGAAAUUUACUUCUGCAGUUAACUUUAUGGAAGUUGUGAUUUUUUUCGAUGAAUUAAUGCUGUAGAUUUAAUUUAUUUUUAUAUGGAAUUGCAUAAUGUGUGCCUUUUAAAACAAUAACAUAAGCCAGAGAUGUGCCUAUACAGUUUGUGUUCAUUAAUGUGCCUCACUUUUUUUUCUUAGUCUGGAGCUUCUGUUCAGAAUCUUACAGUGGUCAAUCACUUUUACAAAAUAUUUGCAAUUUUUGUAAAUACUUUUGGCCUGCAAUUGGGAAGGGAAUUCAGAGUCAUAAAGGGUUACUUAAGAAUCCUGGCUCACUUCUUUGGUGAUACACUGUAGCCACUAGAAAGAGAAAAUAAACCCAGUGGCAUGUGUUUACAGGAGAAAAAAUUACCUUCAGAUACUUUAUAUUAACCUCAUCAAAAGUGUGUAAAUUUUGAAACAGACAAAUUCUAAAAACUAUAGUGCUAAAUUAGUGACUGGUAUUUUAAUUCUCAGUUUAACAUUUUCCUUGACACUUUGUCAUUGAAAAUGUACACAUUUACUGAUUGUUUUGUGAACAUGAGUUUUAUGGUAUUUUGUAAGGACUACAUUUUAUAGAUUAAUUUUGAAACAGAAGGAGAAGCACUGCCAUUUGUUUUUAUUUCAACAAUCAGAAAAAUUACGAAUUUGUACAUUUUAAUUCCUAUUUAAUUUCUUCUUGGUAAAAAUAGGGAAAUUAUUUGAAGUGAUAUAUUUGGUUAAACAUUUCUAAAAAUAAACUACCAAUACUAAAUAGUAAGAAACCUAACUUUAAUAGCAAAUCUUGAUUAAUUAAAGAAAUAAAAUAUUUUGGACAAGGUUUUAUAAUUUACAAAUGGGAAUUUCAUUUAUAAUAUAAAUAUGAAUGUCCUUUAUUUUCCUAGUAUAAGUGAUAAAUUGUGUUAUACAUAAUUUAUAUAAAAUCACUAAUUGUUCAGUUAAGCUUCACAGAAAAUAAAACCUCUAUUACUAGACAUUUAUGUAACAUCUUGCUAUACUAAAUACAGCAGAAAAUCUACUCUCUAGCAAUAUAUAAGACAGUAUGUGCUUUUUUAUAUAUUUAGUGUUAGCCCAAUUCUAAAUUUAGAUUUGACUAAAGUAACACAUAAGAUAAUUUGCUAAAAUGCUAAUCUUUACUAAAUAGUGAGCAAAAUUAGAAUUUCUAACUCUUACAUUGUGCUCUUUUAAAUGCCAAUUGCAGUCCCUUACUAGAAUUCUAACUGUAAUCUGCUUUGCAAUCAAACUGCAUUUAUUGAGCAGUUAAUAUUUUAUUAUUGGAAUUUAGACACUGUUCUCACCAUGUUUGUUUUUAAUCAAGUAUUACCUAAAAGUGUACAAAUUAGUGAAAUGGUUAAACUUCAGCACUUUCUUAAUGUGCCACAGUCUUCAUACCAAGUAUUGGCUACAGGUUACAAUUUUGAAGCCAUAUGAGUUUUGAUUUUGUUUUUCAUUUAAAAAUCCACUAAUGGUGUACAAAGAGACAGGUAGAUUUUCAGUGGGAAAUGUACCUUGCAAGCUGGUUCUUGCUUAUAUAUAGUGAUAAACUUUGUAGGUGCCUCUUUAACCAAGAAUUUGUAAACACAACUCUAACAAAUGUGAGUUUUUAAGGAUUGUUAUUUACUACUUUGGAUUGUAAUUAAAACAGUGCACAUCUGUCUUCCAAGAUUUUGUAAAUAUUUUUGAUUUUUUUCAUUAAAUGUAAAUUUUACAUAAAAGUUGUGUUCUUAAUAAACAUGUAAUAUAUAAUUUA